This is a messenger RNA of Labrus mixtus (cuckoo wrasse), 3068 nucleotides long. RefSeq names its product discoidin, CUB and LCCL domain containing 2 (gene dcbld2). Bases 248 to 2344 code for a protein of 698 amino acids. The record is from RefSeq and is a predicted model, not a curated record. NCBI's taxonomy places the organism in Eukaryota, Metazoa, Chordata, Actinopteri, Labriformes, Labridae. The transcript has 15 exons.
GUAGCUCCACAGCUUGGAUGCGUGUGUGUGUGUGUAUGUGUGUGAGGAGCAGAGUUACCUCCAUAGUGAGAGUGUCGCUAACCACUGGAUUGUGAAAAAAAAGACACAAGAGGAAGCCCGCAGCGGAUUCGCUUUUUUUUUUUAGGAGUCUACGAGUCGUUUUUUGUAUUUUUUUUUUACUCUCUUUGCGGUACAGGUAGAAGCCGAUCCAGAAGCGAGGCAUUAUGCAUUCAGACUGCAGGCUGCUAUGGGCAGAGCGGUAAUGGUGGGCAGGGGACCGACAGGGGCCGGGGUUCUCGUCCUGUCGAUUCUCAUCAUCCUCACCACGGAGGGCUGCGGAGCACAGAAAGGUGAUGGCUGUGGUCCCAGUGUGCUUGGCCCCAGCAGUGGGACUCUGUCCUCUCUGGGUUACCCGGGGACGUACCCCAACAACACGGUGUGCGAGUGGGAGAUCAGCGUGCCCCGCGGCGGCAGGGUCCACUUUCGCUUUGCCGAGCUGGACAUAGAAGACAACGACUGCCAGGUCAACUACCUCCGCCUCUACAACGGCAUCGGACCUGAGAGGAGUGAGAUUGUGAAGUACUGCGGUUUGGGUCUGAAGGUCAAAGAGCUGAUUGAAUCCACCGGCAACCAGGUCACUGUUCAGUUCAUGAGCGGGACCCACCACACUGGACGUGGAUUCUACUUGUCCUACUCCACCACGGAGCACGCAGAUCUAAUCACCUGCUUGGACAAAGGAACUGAUUUCCCUGAGGCAGAGUUCAGUAAAUACUGUCCAGCCGGCUGUUUGACGUCUACAGGAGAGAUUUCUGGAACUAUACCUAACGGUUACAGAGAGUCCUCUCCUCUGUGCGUGGCAGCUGUCCACGCAGGUGUGGUGUCCAACGCCGUGGGAGGCAGGAUCAGCGUGGUCAGCAGCAAAGGCAUCCCUCACUAUGAGGCCACACUGGCUAACAACGUCACGUCCACUGGAGGAACUUUGUCAAACAGCCUCUUCACCUUCAAGACCAAUGGCUGCUCCGGGACUCUGGGUUUGGAGUCCGGUGGCCUUGCGAACACUCAGCUUUCCGCCUCCUCUGUGUGGGAGUGGGAGAACGGCAUCGGUCAGGACAGCGUGUGGGCGCCUUCGGGGGCUCGUCUGAAGAGGGACGGGCUGCCGUGGUCUCCUUCUCACAGUGACCAACAGCAGUGGCUGCAGGUGGAUCUCAAGAGGGAGAAGAGGCUCAUCACAGGCAUCAUCACCACGGGCUCCACUCUGAGAGGAUACCAGUACUACGUCUCAGCAUACCGGGUCCAGCACAGUAGCGACGGCCAGCAGUGGCACAUCUACAGAGAAGCUAAUUCUACACAAGACAAGAUUUUCCAGGGCAACAUCAACUACCUGCACGAGGUCAGGAAUAACUUCAUUCCUCCAAUUGAAGCCCGCUUUGUGAGGAUAUAUCCAACCACAUGGCACCAGAGGAUCGCGCUCAAGUUGGAGCUGCUCGGCUGCCCGUUUCCUUCAGUGAGGGCGAGGUCGGAUCCAUGGCCCAGGAUGUUCUCCCCUCCUCAACGUUCUCCGCCUUCGGGGGGAACAAAACAUCCACCCCACCUUGGCCAAACCACACACACCCCAGACAUCAGAAACACCACUAUGCCUCCUCACACCGGCAAAGACGUGGCGCUGGCGGCAGUACUGGUUCCUGUGCUGGUCAUGGCUCUGACUGCUCUCAUUGUGAUUGUGGUUUGUGCUCUGCACUGUAGGAACAGGAAGAAGAGCUCUGAAGGGACGUAUGAUCUCCCUCACUGGGAUCGCACAGACUGGUGGAAAAGCAUGAAGCAGCUGUUGCCCUCGAAGAUGGUCGAGGCCGAGGACUCAGUCCGGUACAGCAGCAGUGAGGUGGGCCGGCUCACGGGGAGAGGGGCUGUACCCAGACUACAUGCUGAACCUGCAGAGUACGCUCAGCCCCUGGUUAGUGGUGUAACGACCCUGGGUGCACGGUCCACCUUUAAACCAGAUGAGGGGCCCGACCCGGGGUACUCAGACCCCGACCUGUACGACGCCCCCAUCUCUCCAGACGUGUACCACGCCUACGCAGAACCCCUGCCCGCUUCAGGAUCUGAAUACGCUACACCCAUCGUGGUGGAUAUGGGCUGCCACCCAUCAGGGAGCUCCACUUUGAACCAGACCUCCACGGUGUGCGGUUUCAUGGGUGCCGGGGCGGCCUCUCUGCUCACACAGACUGACGGCGCCCACUCAGGGAGGUCGGCUUAUGACACGCCCAAGAACGCCACUGGACAGGCCACGCCCACUGAGGAUCAGACCUAUCAGGUACCUCAGAACAAGCCGACAGGACAGAGCUGAAGAGUCCGGAUGCACAUGGCCUUAAUCCGCCCCCUCACCUCCAACACAACCCCAAAGGACAGAGAUGGAGGGUUGUUAAAGACGGAGGAGGAGGGGGGAGUGAACCCCAGAAGACGGCGUCAGUCUUGAAUGAACACUACCUUAGCUUGAGAUCUAUCUGGAGAUGUCUGUAUUGCCUAAAAUGUUUCUGCAUGGCCACAAUCUGCUCGUGUAGUGCCAUUACAGUCCUAUCACUGAAACCCAUAACGAUGAAUGUGUUUGUGCCAGGAGUGAGAGGCGAAGACGAGACGGACCGGUGCGUGGAUGAACGGAGGGAGGAUAAAAAGGAGAACGCUGACUACUAUUUGAAAAAGACUUUGUCGCUGUCCUGUGAUUCUUAGUAGUUCUUGCAUUCUAUGAAAACUGUGAUUUCCAUUAUUUCAUUUUUUUUUAAAUUCUGUUACAAGGUGAACCAGGUUUUGGCUGAAAUGUGCCUGAUGAUUCAUAAAACUUAAGUGUUGCUUCACUGAAUGAACCGCAUGUCGCAUUAAGAACCCCAAACUCAAGGUCGAAAAAUUCCUCCCUUCUAGAGAAACUAGCUUUCCAUGGUACGUUUUAUUUUUUUUUUUAAAGCAUGACUUGAAAUUUGUAUAGUUCUAGUAAUUCCAUUUCUGCCAACCUGUUAGAACACUCAGAUGAUUUACUGAUAUUUAUUUUUAAUUCACAUCCUGCUGAUGAGGAGAAA